GUGUGAGCGCCGCGACGCCCAGAGCAGCUUCAACGUUAAGCGUCACCGACGUGGGUUUGACGAGAAACUACGUUUUCUUUCUCGUCCUGGUCAUCGUCGUUGUUUUCGUCAUUUUCGUCGUUGCCUUCUUGUUAGUCUUUUUCGAUCGGCCAUCGUUGUGGCGCACGCGGCUACACAUUGCCAAUCGGUUUGGUGCGCGACGAAAAGGGGACAGAGAAAGACAGAGACUCGUAUACCCUCCUCCUCCUCUUCUUCCUCCUCCUUCUCUUCAUCCCUUACCCUCUCUCCCUCCCUAUAGUAUCUCUCUUUAUCCCUCUUUUGGAUAUCUUUCACCCCAACCCUAUCUCUGUCUUUCUCUUUUCCGACAACUCGCAUGUCCGUUCGCCCGACACUAUCGUCUCACUAUCGCUGCUGUCCUUUGCACCCGUGGUUCACGUGUUCCGCGAAUGCGUCGUGAAUCGCAUCUCCUCUCUGUGUCCUCGACCGAUCCUCUCGUUAUUCGAGGGUGGCAUGGUCACGGAAAGGAAAGGGAAUGACCGCGGCCGUGGACGCGAUCAGCGAUGAACCAGCAGGAAGGAAAAUGACAUAACACGCAAGGGUACAUGCAAACGUAUUGUGUUUGACGGUUGGUCGCGCGAUACGUUUUCGCUUCGUGGAUAUUUCGAUGACUUUGCACGUGGGAGUGAAGAUGCACAGUAAAGGAAGCAAAGCUGUUCAGUUAACUCCAUUAUUCAUUACCGAUACUAAUUUAAGUGCUUAUGUCAGUGAAUUAAUUUGAGAGCAGUAUAUCGUUUGUGAUAGAAACAUUACUGUGAAAAAUAGAUAAAUACUCUUCUGUGUGAACCUUACGUGUUGACAUAUGAACAUAAUAAAUGUACAUGUAAACAAUGACAGUUUAGUUAAGGAAAUUAGUGCAUAGAAGAGAAUUUGUUGCUGGGUGUUCACUACACGUUUCAGAAUGAACGUUACCACGGCUUAUACGGAUACAACCAGCAGUCUAGCUGGAAUUAUGGGACUCGAGCCGGAGAUAAGAAUGGAUAAAGCUGAGAACGUUUUCGACAAUGACCUUGACAUUUCACCGGUCACCUUAUCGUCGGCAUGGUCGAGGGUAGCUAGACUGCUCUUAUUAGCCUCUAUGGCGGUUGCUGGUAGCGUCGGUAACGUUUUCAUGAUUUCCGCGGUGGUGGUCGAAGAUCAACUCAAAAAAAGAGGGAAUGCAUUUCUGGUGAAUGUCGCAUUGGCAGACUUAUUAGUGACAGGCAUGGUAAUACCGGUAUCCGUGAUUGUCAUUCUGGCUGGUCACGAAGAGUCAUUAAGCACAUGUCGAUUCGAAUGCACCCUGGAAGCCCUUUGUUUUCUGGUCACUGUUCUAACGUUAGCAACCAUAGCUGCGGAAAAUUAUACUCGUUUGUGUCUACCAGCCGAAAGAUACGCCUCACUGACACCAAGUCGUGUAACAGGAACAAUCAUUGGCGUUUGGUUGAUCUCCAUAAUGAUGGUGGUGUUGCAGUCGUCGUUGGACGUAGGGCCCGACUUUUGUCGUCGCCGAUUCAGCGGUAUAGCCUUGGAACAAAUCAUUGGAGCUACCCUUCUGGUAGGUUUGCCAGCAUUGAUGACCACAUUUUUUUACGUUAAACUGGUAAUUCGCGUACGUCACGCGACAAGAGGUUCGUACAAGCCACCGGUCGCUUUUUCCUGGGAUUACGAACUUUGCAAGGCAAAUAUAUACAGCUGCCUGAUGUUCGUGAUAUUUUGGUUACCAUUCGGCAUAGCUGUAUGCGUAAAUUCUUUCCGACCGAUAAGCGCUCGUAUUCUUUACAAUUUGGCCUGGUUCGCACUCUCCAAGUCAUGUUUCAAUAAUCUCCUCUACUGCGUGGCAGACCGCCAUUUUCGCAACGCUUACGUCAAGCUUUUCCACUAUUGUUGUUGCAAAACUACAGUCAGUUUCUCGCGAAGACCACGAGGUGACGGGGGAAGAAACGCCAGCGAUGUACGUCUUAGAGUUCAUAUUAUCCAUUCCUAUGCGAGUCCGGGGUCGUGUCGACCCCCUGUUAGCAGACCCAACGGACGCGACGUUUACGAGCUCUAAACGAUGGUUGACGAUCAAAACUGUACUUGUACAAAGUUACAUCCUCGUCCAAGCAAACGAUCGCCGUCCAGUGAAACCUUCUCUCUUCACUUUCUUAGUCCCUUUCGUUCAGCUACCUCUUCUGAGAUGCUUCCGUCAUUUUAAGUUAUGCUUUUAUCGUCGACUAACUCAGAAUAUAUUGAAUAGUUGGUUAUUUCAUAUAUAUAUAUAUAUAUAUAAAGAAUGAUUAAAUACAGAAGAAUUGUUUAGUCUUUGAUACAAGUGUUUUUAAUGGUACUAUGGCGGUGCUUCCGGUACUGGCCACCAGAGGGAUACAGACGCUGUACUUUCUCGCAAGUCCUUGCACGACGAUGCAUCACUAAUGAUCAAUAUUGACAAAUACUGAUGAUAUUCAAACAAUUGGAUACCAAAUGAUACUCGGUGAGAAGUAUGGAGCGAAAUUUUAGAUACUUGGUAUCAAUUUUUGAUACUAAAAUAAUAAUACGCUUAUUAAAAGAAAAUGCUAAUCUCUUCAAGUACAGUCUAUAGCUUGGCCUUACUAAUAACCUAAAGCUUCCAGCAGAUGGCACUACAGAAAUACAAUAAUCUUUUCUCAAAACUUUCAGCGUACAAGUCCACAUUAAUUUUUACGAAGUAACCGCCAUAAUACUAUUAUAUUUUCAGUUUAGAUUUUAAUGCGUUAUAAUUGAUAAAUAUUUUAACGACAGUUAGUAGAAUUUAUCUCUUGAGAAGAAAUAUGGCUACUACCAAUUCUGGCACUAAUGAAUAUUUAUAUAGUUUAUGCUUCUGUUUUCAGUGUAAAUAUUGCUUGCCAAAGCAUCGAAAGAAAUGUUAUAAUUGACACUGAAACAAGCAAUCGCCGUCCAUUGAAAAUUCUCCCCUGUUUCUAAAAUACUUUGUUCAUUUGUAUCCUUCCAUUUGUAUUCUUCCAAAAAAUUGACUGCUUUAUGAUGAUACAUAUCGAAGAAACUAUUUGCCACAACUGUUCUUUAGACGACAAUUUUAUUUUAUUUUGUACGAAAAAAGAACACUGUAUCAAUAUACAAAGUACAGUUGUUUAAUUUCAUACACGGACUAACAGAAGUAGAACUAUUUUCCAGUAAGAGCUAUUUUGUAUUUUGUUAGCAUAAAUCGUUUCUAUCGCAAAAUGUUUUUAUAUAAAACUUGAAAUGGAACAUUCUUGUUCGAUAUGAAAAAUGUGACUGAACCUUGUUAUCACGUUUAGUAAAAUUUUCAUUUCAAAUAGAAGGCAAAAUGACGUUGAAUACUGAUAUACGAUUUCAAUAUUAUAAUCAAAAAUAAAUUACAUGUUACUCGUCCAUAUAUAAUAGAUAGUUAAAACAUAUUUAUAUUAGCGCGAGGUUUUGCAUUAUUCUGCAUUAUUAUUCUUAUUUAAUUGCUUGCAUUUUAUUUUUUUCCAUUUUCUACAAAUUUCUCAUUUCAUUGCUAAUAUAACGAAUUAAUUAAACAAUUAACUCCUAACAAUUCCUAACAAAAAUU
Molecule: messenger RNA, 3589 nt
Organism: Osmia lignaria (orchard mason bee)
Lineage: Eukaryota; Metazoa; Arthropoda; Insecta; Hymenoptera; Megachilidae
Product: adenosine receptor A1
Biological process (GO): G protein-coupled receptor signaling pathway
Cellular component (GO): membrane
Molecular function (GO): G protein-coupled receptor activity
Source: RefSeq, a predicted model, not a curated record